Molecule: messenger RNA, 1853 nt
Organism: Salvelinus fontinalis (brook trout)
Lineage: Eukaryota; Metazoa; Chordata; Actinopteri; Salmoniformes; Salmonidae
Exons: 6
Coding region: 440-1396 (318 amino acids)
Source: RefSeq, a predicted model, not a curated record
CUCAGUUAUACUAUUUCUUCAAAAACAAAAUAGUGUCUUGCGAAAUAUAUCGACUUGUUUGCACAAUGACAUCUGCCAAGUACAUACUUAAAUCAUCAGCCUUAAUAAUAUAUCGUUCAACUGUUGUGCGAGAAGAGUGGCAUCAAUGCAACUACGCGCAGAACGGAAGCCUCCGCCCUCCCUGUCUCUCCUUCGAUCAGACUAGUUUCGUACACUGCUUGUGAAGAUAUGACAGUGUAGUUAUCUCUAAAUAUAAACACAGACCUCCGCCUUUUCAAGGAGUGUUGCUCACAUCUCUCAUUCCCUCUCUGUGUGACUAGUGCGAGGAGAGUUCUUCAGGGGAGGAGUGGUGACUUCGCUCUAACAAACGCAGCAGCGCGGUCAUCCGACGAGACAGAGAAGAGAACAGGAAAAGGUGCAUAUCGCGAAUUCCUCAAGGAUGGAGAAGGACUCACCGGUCAAGCCUUCGGUGGCCGAGUUGGCUGGGAGAUUCAAAGAUCACGCCAUACCGACACCAACUCCAAACGACCAGAGGAAGCCUGUUAAAAGGAGACCUCCUCCGUGCUCCCUGCAGCUCCACACCGGUAAACCUGACCAUGGUGAACCGGAGAAACCCAGCAUCGUCUCUCCGCACCCCCCCAAAGUCAAGAUGAAGAGUUCCAGGAGUUACCCCCUCAUCGAGAAGCUGCAGGCAAACCUAACCCUGUCGCCCACCUCUCUGCUACCCUCGCCCAAGAGUCCCGAGGUGAAGCUGGCGCCGACGCCCAUCUCCCCUGCAACGCAUUGCUUCUUUCCCACAAGCCCCUGCAGCCCACUCAGCCCCACCCUGAGGCCCCAGCUGUCCAGCGAGGAGGAGGAGCCGGUAUGCUUCGAGAGCCCGGCGGAGGGGACCCCAUUACCCAGCUUCAACAAGAGUCGAGUUCGGCUGUCCUUCAAGAGGCGUCCACCCACACGGCAGCACCGGCAGUCAUGUGUCGAGGAGGGCGUAGUCUCUGAGGGAGGGGGUGUGUUCCAAGGUAACCCAGACGUCCCGCAGGUGAACGGGGCCGAGGACCAGGUGGACCAGGUGUUUGAGCAGACGGAGGGGGGCGAGGAGACACAGGGAAGCCGCCCGUCUCACCCAGACACUCUGACAGAGACUGGAGACAAUGACAGGGACAGUGAACAGGCCAAAGAGGACAAAGUGCUGGAGGAGGAGACAGGAGAGGCAGCCCCAGCCACCCAGGAUGGGAAGGAGGAAGCUGGGGAACAGGCGCUAGGUGAGCCCCAGGCUUCAGAUUCUCUGGAGGCCAUAGAUAAGGAGGAAGGUAGCUCUUAUGGAACAAUAGGAGACAACAACCAAACAGAAGAACAGAAGGAUCCAGCACAGCCUCAGGAGACGGAAGAAAACCUCUGAACAAUGUUUACAAAUCACUGUUGAAGAAAUCAUACAAUCAGUCAUUGGAUGAGUCCCACGUUGGCACCCUACUGCUUUAUAGUGCACUACUUUUGACCAGAGCCCUGUUUAAAAGUAAUGCGCUAUAUAAGGAAGUGGGGUCGUCAUUUGGGAUGCACCCUCAUUAAUUAUGAAACUAAUUGUGAAACUGUUUUCUAAGAACACUCUUUGGACAUUCUGCAUCCUCUUGGUUCCCAGAACUAAAUCUUUCCUUUGCACCACCUGUCACAUUUUAAUGUGUCUGUUAGCAAUGUAUAGACAAUCCUCUGCAUCGCUUUGUGUACUAUCAGAUACUGUUGGGGGUGAUACUUAAUUGUUUCUGCAGCAGUUUGAAGUAAUAGUUAUCUUUAUAGUAUUUGGCCCAGGUGUCUCACCUCUCCUGGUCACGUCUCCUGGUCACCUCUCACCUGGUCAUCUC